Messenger RNA from Emiliania huxleyi CCMP1516, 1215 nucleotides. RefSeq lists its product as hypothetical. Gene Ontology annotation, biological process: poly(A)-dependent snoRNA 3'-end processing; nuclear mRNA surveillance; rRNA catabolic process. Bases 1 to 1215 code for a protein of 404 amino acids. Lineage: Eukaryota; Haptophyta; Isochrysidales; Noelaerhabdaceae. Gene Ontology annotation, cellular component: cytoplasmic exosome (RNase complex); nucleolus; nuclear exosome (RNase complex). The transcript has 5 exons. The record is from RefSeq and is a predicted model, not a curated record.
AUGGCCUGGCGCACUCGUCCGUGGGCUCAGGCUGCUGCCGCCGCGGCUCUUGUCGCAGCCUCCAGCUACGUGUCGAGUUGGUGCACACAUGACGUAUCGAGCGGCGCUGCGGGAGGCCGGCCUGUCCUCGGCCCACUGAACGCCGGCUUUGCAACCCUGUCGUACGAGCGAGACGCAGACCUGCCCCUUCCCCGCCUCGUGGUGACCGCAGAGCGCUCGGCUGCGACGGAUGACGACGUCAUCGGCGCUCUCGCCUUCGUCUCCAAGGUGCUGCGACGGCGGCGUCCAUUCUCGGUGCUCUACGACAUGCGAGCAAUCACGCUGCCGACGCUGUCGCGGAAGCAGCUAGGGCUGGGAGUCGACUGGGCGCGCGAGCAGGCUGCGCCGCUCGACGCGCAGCUGCAGUGCAUCGCCUACCUCAUCAGAUCGCCCCUCGUGCGAGCCGCGGCACAAGUCGUCAUUCGUUUCCUCAAGCCUCCUCAGCCCACGUUUAUUGGCGCUUGCGGCGACGCGGAUGCGGCUCUGGCCUUCGCCCGCGAUAGGUGCGCCGUCAAGCACUGGGGCGCCGAGAGCGCGGCGAGAGACCGGCGGUACGGCCAGCAGCGGAGCACGAUGAAAGGGGGUCCGGCCAACGAGUUCAUCUCGCCGGAGGGGCUGCGUGUGGACGGACGCCGGGCGGGCGAGGUGCGCCGGAUACGAUGCCGCAUGGGUGCGCUGCGCGCGGACGGCUCGGCAUACCUGGAGCAGGGCAGCACCAAGGUGCUCGUACGGGUGAGCGGCCCGCGGGAGGUGGCGAGGCGCGCCAAGGCGUCCCACGACGCCGCGCUGCUGACGUGCGAGUUUACGGCGCUACCGUUUGCGGGCGGCCAGCACCGGCCGCAGGGCCGUGGCGACCGGAACGCGGCCGAGAUCGCGCUGUGCGUGCGGCAGGUCUUCGAGAAGAUCGUUCAGGUGCAGCUCUACCCGCGUGCGCAGAUCGACAUCGCCAUCUCGCUGCUGCAGGGCGGCGGUUGCCCGGAGGCUGUCGUCGCGCUGCUGCCGCGCUCGGGCGCUCUCUCUCUCGUGCAGCUCGAGGCGCGGAUCCCGCUGGCGAGCCUGGACGAGGUGCUGCACACGGCGGCGCAGGGGUGCAGGCAAGUGCACGAGGUGCUUCAGGCCACGGCCGAGGUGCACGCACAGGCGCUGCUCCACUCACGAGGCAACUUCUCCACCUGA